This is a messenger RNA of Aspergillus neoniger CBS 115656, 6480 nucleotides long. It is a transcript of the gene nrps5, whose product is annotated as nonribosomal peptide synthetase hasD. The coding region runs from base 1 to 6480 and encodes 2159 amino acids. Gene Ontology annotation, molecular function: phosphopantetheine binding; catalytic activity. NCBI's taxonomy places the organism in Eukaryota, Fungi, Ascomycota, Eurotiomycetes, Eurotiales, Aspergillaceae. Gene Ontology annotation, biological process: secondary metabolite biosynthetic process; amino acid activation for nonribosomal peptide biosynthetic process. The transcript is spliced from 3 exons. Gene Ontology annotation, cellular component: cytoplasm. The record is from RefSeq and is a predicted model, not a curated record.
AUGUUGAACAAAGAGGAAAUCGACCUUGUAUCGCUCUUCAGAGGCUAUGCUUCUCUUCACCCAGAAACCAUUGCUAUUGAAGAUUGUACGAAUUUCCUCACAGACCCACCUAGAAUGACAUAUGGAGAGUUGGACGAAUGCUCGAGCAUCUUUGCUCAAGAGUUGAAGCAGAAUGGGGUUCGACCUGGAGAUGUCAUUCCUUUAUUGUCCCAACGCAGUCCUGAGGCAAUUGUCGCCAUUUUAGCCAUCCUGAAAUGUGAAGCCUGCUAUGUACCUAUGGACGCAGAAUCCUGGGCACAUGAUCGAAUCCAGAUAACACUACAACAAAUACAACCACAUAUUAUCAUCUCGACGAAUUCAGCGCAAUCCAACUUUCAACUCAAGCCCUGGAAGGUACUGGAAAUGUCAUCGUGGAAGGCAAUGUUAGCCUCCGGCUUCAUCAUUAAGCACCAGAGCAAUAUCUGGCAAGCUAUUGCCCCACCGGUAUUAAGUCUUGAUCGGUUGGCGUACAUAAUCUUUACCUCCGGCACAACAGGCAUGCCGAAGGGGGUGAUGGUGUCAAUGCGAUCGAUCACGGCGUAUUGCAGGGAAUGUGAUCCGGACCUUCCUUUCAAUCUCAGUUUUAACACCAUUUCCCGAGUCUUAUGCGUGGUAUCGAUUGCGUUUGAUGCAUGCGUUGGGAUCAUCUUCAGUACUAUAACCAGCGGCGGCACAUUGAUUUUGGCCAAUCCGGCAACCUUCGCAGCGUCUGCCAAACAAUGCACCGUUCUUCCCCUCACGCCUAGCAUUUUAUCCACUCUAGAUCCAGAAGGGCUGGAUAACAUUAGAUCCAUCUAUCUGGGCGGCGAAUCUCCUUCACCUUCGUUGAUCCAAGCCUGGUCUCGACCAUGGCGUCGCAUAUUCAACGCUUACGGCCCUACUGAGACCACUUGCGCUACUUUGCUGGGUGAACUGUUCCCAGAAGGUCCAAUUACCGUCGGCUGGCCAAUUUGGUACAGUAAGAUUAUCCUGGUCAAUCUCGACGGAGAGUGUACAGAUGAGGAGGGCGAGAUGUAUGUGGGAGGUGCAGGUCUUGCUGUCGGAUAUUUUGGCAAUGACGAAGCAACAAACAAAAGCUUCGUCAUGCACAAUGGAGAACGAUUUUACCGAACUGGAGAUCUGGCACGUCUGACCUGCGAUGGAUACGUCUUUAGGGGACGUAUGGACAGUAUGGUCAAAAACCGUGGUUUUCUGAUUAACCUGGAGGCCGAGGUAGAACCCGCAAUUCUUAGCAUCCCCGAAACUACUGGCGCAGUGGCGAUGAAGAUCGAGAACUCCCUAGUUGCCUUUAUUACACCAAGGGUUGAUAUAAGCACUGUGAGACAGUACCUCAGCGCGAACCUUUCGACAUUCCUCGUACCCGACACCAUUUAUGCGUUGGACGAAUUCCCCCAAACUGCCAACGGCAAGUGUGAUCGCAAAUCCCUGCUGUCACUUCAUCAAGCAGAGGCAAAAAAAUUAAUCUCCGAGACCACGAUGUCAUCUUCAAACGGUCAUCUAACCCCCAUAGACGCAGUCAAAAAGGCUUUCGCCAUCGUUCUACGCCUACCGGAGGAUUCUGUUCACCCAAAGACUUCCUUUCUACAGAAAGGGGGACAUUCUCUGAGUGCAGUGCGCUUUGUUUCUAUACUGCGCAAACUGGGGUAUGUGACAUCGGUCAACGAACUUCUAGCCAAAGAUAGUGUAGGCACAGUCGCGGAAACUGUCGCCUCGAUCGCACCGAGUACCCCCGCUCGUGCAUCGUCUGCGAUCCAAAACAAUGCUCCUAUGACGGACCUUCAGCAACGUAUGGUGCGGGCCACUACACAGUCUCCUACAUUGCAUUAUAUCAAGAUCGGAAUGACAUUUGAACAUCCGGGCACGUCGUCGAUUUGCACACCUCUGCGUCAUGCAUGGGAAACUAUAUACCGGGAGCAUGAGAUACUUCGAACGAGCUGGAAUCUCUCAGUCGAAAAUGGGGUCCAUGUCAUCUCUGACAAUGUAUCUCUCAACUGGGAGGAGAUCAUUGUUUCUAGAGAGCUCUGGAGUAGUGUAUGCGCUGAGGCGAUCGACAUAAAUCAGUGCCGUGACACACUGUCAUCGUUCCGUCUUAUCACCCAUCCCGGACACUGCACUCGCCUAGUAUGGACGGUCCAUCAUAGCCUGAUUGACGGCUGGUCAGCAGGACGGCUACUGGGAGAUUUAAAUACUCUAAUCAAUAAAAGGCGACUACCACAGACGUAUCCUCAAUUCGGUGAAGCUGCGCGACUCAUGAAACAGCUGGCUCACGAAUCAGAAAAGCAAGCAUCUCGGUACUGGCGGUCCAUCGUCGGAGAUUAUCUCCCCUUCAAGAAAAUUCUGCUUUCUUCUCCUCCCAUUGCUUUGAGCAGCAAGGUGGCUACCCACGCCGACGUACACGAGUCGCUUGGCAUCUCCGUCUCUGCGCUGGAGGACGCGGCGAAGAUUUUCGGUGUUACAUCCUCGACCAUAUUGUACGCUGCUUGGGCACUUCUGCUCUCGCGAUACUGUGACUCAGACAAAGUAGCUCUUGGGGCAGUGAUUGCCCAAAGAGCCCUACCUAUUGAUGGUAUUGAGAGCAUUGUGGGGCCACUGAUCAACACACUCCCUCUAUGCGUCGACACCGACAAGAGCACUGUGGGUCAUUUACUGAAGACCGUCUCACAGACAUUGCGUGAACUAUUGGACGUACAAUACUCUACCCACUCAUUGAUAUAUGAAGCAACGGGCAUCAAGAGCAGUGACUUGUUUGAAACUGUCCUAGCUAUCCAAUACGGUUUCCCUGCUUUCAGUUCCACGGACGAGGGCGAGAUAGUCGCAUCAGAGAUUGAGUUUCGCGAGUCGACCGAGUUACCUUUAACUAUGUUGGUUGGCGAGAGCAAUGGUAUUGUCGAAACGAAACUCUUCUAUUCCUGUCAGGUUUACGACUCCAACCAGGCGACUGAUAUUGUUUUACAAUUCCACAGCCUCAUCCACGCCAUCGUUCGCGCCGAAGCCCAGACCUCACUUGACAGGGUCCACUCGCGUAUUUUCGACAGAUGUAUUGGGCUAAAUGCUCUACAGCAGGAGUCUUCAUGGGACAUGAAUGGUACGAUGAAUGUUGAGGAUGUGGCUUUUGCUGGCCCCCGUACAGUUCAAAUGGCGAUUCAAGAGUCUAUGGGCUGCUUUCCGGAUCUCUGUGCCGUAUCCACCGAUUCAAGAUCCUUGUCCUACCGAGAACUGAGCGGUUUCUUGGGUGUCGUGUCUUCGCGGAUCAAUGAAGUUACCCAGCGAGGAGACGUUAUUUGCGUCAUCAGUGACGGGACCAUCGAAUGGCUCGUGGCAAUACUGGCGGUUAUCCAAUCCGGCUGCACAUACUGUCCAGUUGACGUGAAGCUUCCUCGGGCGCGGCAGCAUUACAUGAUCGAAUCAGCCUCCGCCAAGGUGGUUCUGUUCCCACGAGCCAACAUGCAGACAGGAUAUGGCUUUCUUGGGGAUGUCAAGGCGUUGGAUCGGAGCCAGGAUUAUCGUAAAGUUCAGGAUAACGACAUCGCGGCGAUAAUCUUCACUUCAGGAAGCAAGGGCGUCCCCAAAGCGGUGCAGCUGGCCCAUAAGAGCAUCAUGUCCCUGCUUUCCUGUCCGGAGGGCCGGCUGUACUCUAAGCCUGGGUGGCGCAUCGCGCAGACACUGUCGCUAGGGUUCGAUUGUUGCGUGCUGGAGGUCCUCUCUGCCAUCUGCUUUGGCGGAACACUGGUAUUGAAGGAUGUCAAUGACCCACUCACUCAUCUGAAAAAGGUUGAUUCGAUGGUUUCAACGCCUUCUCUUCUUGCAACGCUAGAGCCCGAAGAAUCUAGAAACCUACGGGUAGUCUUUCUCCUGGGAGAGGCACUCCACCAAAACCUGCUUGACAAAUGGCGUCCGGGUCGAGUGGUUCACAACUGCUAUGGCCCGGCUGAAUGUACUUUAUUUGCCACUUACAAGCGCUUCGACGAUGCAGCGCACGAGCAAGUAAGCAUUGGCAGGCCUACGCCCCGGACCCGCAUCUACAUCCUUGACAAGAAGCAACGGCCUGUGCCAGUUGGAGUCAAAGGUGAGAUCUACAUCUCUGGAAUUCAAGUUAGUCCUGGAUAUCGGAACAAUGCUGUUCAAACCGCAUCAGCGUUUUUACCUGAUCUGCAUGUUGGGGAAUCACAGAAGAUGUUUAAGACUGGCGACAUGGGCCGUCUUAUGCGUGAUGGAAAUAUUGAGUACAUUGGCCGAGAAGACGACCUGUUCAAAAUCCGCGGAUUUCGGGUUGACCUGGGAGAUAUCGAAGCCUCAAUUUUGGCCGUCGCUCCCGAUUUGGACAACAUUGCGGUCGUCGUGGCCCCUUCGGCCGAUUUUCUCAUUGCGUUUGUCACCCCAAUGUCCGUCAACACUACGACCUUGCAGGACAAAAUAAAAGAGUCUCUUCCGGCCCAUAUGGUUCCCGCACAUAUAUUGGCCCUUCCUGAACUACCACUGUCACCUAAUCACAAGGUUGACCGGAAAAAGCUGGCAGGUACAGAAAUCUCUCUCGUACGCGCGACUGAGCCCCUGAAGACGCCAAUGGAGAGAUUCAUCGCAGAGAUCUGGCGUGAGCUGCUCGGAAAAUCCCCAUUGACAGAGCAGAUAAGUGCUUCUGAUCACUUCCUCACAAUGGGUGGUCACUCCCUGCUGCAAAUCCGUGUGGCACAGCGCCUUAGUCAAGCACUGAACAUUCCAUUUCCUUUGCGAUUGGUCAUUCAGCAUCCGAUCUUGAAGGAAUUGAGUCAAGCAAUUGCCAAGGAAGUUCUCGCUCAGAGCGUGUGCAGUUCACGCAGCAGCUUCCGUUUGUUGGAGCCUGUCUCCCGAACAGGAGACCUACCUGUGUCGUUCCUGGAAGAAGAGUUUCUAAUCAACGACCUCCUCUCAGGGUCCUCCCCGGCGUUAAACAUCCUCUUCGCGACCGAGUUCCAGACCAGCAUCAAUACUACCAUACUAGACCAAGCUUUCAGAGAAUCUGUUCAGGAGCGUGAAGUCUUCCUCUCGCGCUAUAAACAAGUCCAGGGCAAAUUCGUCAGAAGCCUCGUCUACACACCAUCUUCCCUCCGCCAGUUUUCAAACACUGAGCUGUCUAUUGACGAAUUCCUGGAAACUGCCCGAAACUAUCGGUUGGAUCUGGCCAAUGAGCAGCCCGUUCAAGCUCUUCUAUAUCAACAGUCCCCUACAAAAUCCACUCUCGUGAUCCUGAUGUCCCAUCUAGUCGGCGACGCCAUCACGAUGAAUUUGUUCCUCAACAGUCUCGCCGCCCGCUUACAAGCCUUGUCCAGACAAGACCACACCGACACAGGCCGUCUUUCCGCUGACCUCCAACAGACACACACCUACAUAGACUGGGCCGCAUGGUCUGCCACACAGCAAUACCUCUCAGCUGAGGCCUUAUCUUUCUGGAAGACCUACCUCGACCAUCCACCUCUCCAAACCGGCUUGAACCAGUCCCAUCGACCAAGAUCCUACACCGGCGGGGCCAAGUCUUGGACCCUUCCGUCCUCCCUCUCCAACUCCCUCCAACACCUCUGCGCCGAUCUAUCGUUGAGCCCGCAUCAACUCAUGCUCGCCGCUGUUACGCUUGCCACGCAAGCCCUCCAACCCAGUCAGGACAUCGUUAUGAUGGCCCCGUACUCCCUCCGCACUGAGCCUCUCACCGAGGAGCUCGCCGGCUGUCUGCUGGACCGCGUGCCCAUUCGCGUGAAAUGGGACCGACAACAAUCGUUACUCGAGCUUCUGCGAGCGGUCCAACAGUCCUCGCAGACGGCGAUCGCACACGCCGUUCCCUACGCGUCGCUGUGCAAGGCCCUGCACCUUCCCCCGUCCCUCACAAAUUCCCUGGCAGAGAUCAUGGUCACCUUUCACCCUGCCAGCAGCGAUGAGACCCGACGCUCCUUUGGCCAGCCAUUCAACCUUCGUCCGUCCGGCGCAAAAUUUCCCGUCCUGUUCGAAUUUUUCCAACAGUCCCCGGAUGAAACAAUCACCGUCUUAUUUGAGCACGACGACGCGCUCCUCAGCGGCGAUGACAGUGAGGCCCUGAUGUCCGCAUUCCAGCUGGUCUUGCAGCUCAUCGCUCAACACCAAACGGUCCACGAUAUUGUGGAUACGGUGUGCCGUGAGGCGCGUAUACUUGCAAAACACCCGAAUGGGCCUGUGGACGGUCAAUUUUUAGAGCCCUGUAAUAAUGAGUCUGAUGUGGAAACUAUACGGGAGGCGUUCGCGACAUGUCUUGGUGUGACGUUGGGAGAUGUGAGCUCGGAUAUUUCGCUUUUUGAUGACCUGGGUGGAUCUUCGUCUGAUGCGGUCCGACUUGUGUGGUUAUUGAAGGAGAAAGGCGUCUUUGGGAUGGAUUUGCGGAAGGUGUUGUUGGCCAGGACGCCCGCAGCGCUUGCGAGGCUAGCCAAGUUUAAUGAAUAG